This is a messenger RNA of Paramecium tetraurelia, 2763 nucleotides long. RefSeq lists its product as uncharacterized. The record is from RefSeq and is a predicted model, not a curated record. NCBI's taxonomy places the organism in Eukaryota, Ciliophora, Oligohymenophorea, Peniculida, Parameciidae. Gene Ontology annotation, molecular function: protein binding. The transcript has 4 exons.
AUGACAAACAUUUAACAUCAUUUUAAACUAAUUGUCACAUAAACCCUAUUCUUUGCUGAUUUGAUUGAAACCACCAUAAGUCUAAGCGUAUUAUUCAUUCUAGUUAUGUAUUGGAUUAAUUCUCAGAUAUCAAGCAAUAAUGAAACUAUUAUUGAAAUAAUGAAGGCUAAUAUAACAUUGACAGGUAUUGAUUUGCAACAAACUAUUUCCUCAAUUGGAUUUUUAUUCAAUAUUUCUAAGUUGACAAUUAAUCAACAGGAGAUAUCCUAACAAAAUUCUACUUUAUAAACAACUAUAGGUGCUUUUACAGCUUCAGAAAUGUCUUAAAUCGCAUAGAUUGAAGAAAUAACCAAAAUAUAUAUUCCAAACCUCCCUUAUUUCGUAAUAUAAUUAUCUUCAGGGAGUCUAUGUGCUUAGAACACAACUUUAGAUUAGUACGAUUUUAAAUCAACUCCGAACUGCACAAAUCAUCCAAAAUUCUGUUAAUUAUUGGAAAUCUCUGAGAACUCAAAGGGCAGUUUCAACCUUUUUUAAUAUAUGAAAAGUUAAAUGAAAGAUCAAGCUGUAUUUUAUAGUUUGUUUCCAUUCAAUAUUCAAUUGACAUAGAUAUGUGGACAAUUAGUUAGUGAUUCAUUAUAUUAGUGUUUUAUUUUGGAUUUAGCAGAGUAUAAGUAUUAGGAAGGCAUUUUAUACACAGCUCUGUUUACUAUAAAUAAUUCAGUAAUUUCUGAUGUAAGCGAUGACUGUCUUACUGUUGAUUUGAAAUGCAGUCCUGUUACUGAAUUAAGUAAUAUGGAUUUAAAUGAUUAGAAUAAUUAAGACAUUGUUGAGUUUUUAGAGAGUAUAGAAAAAACUUAUUGGGUCAAUCAAAUUCAUACUUUAACUCGUAAUUAUGAGUCAUCGAAUCCAAUUAUAAGUUUGUCUAUGGUAGACAUGAAGGUCUAUUUUUAUUAAGCAAUUAAAAUUGGGACUUAUGACAUAAAUGAUGAGUUCUCUUCAGAAUAUAAGGAGGACCUAUUAAAUUAAACCAAAGAGGAAUAAGAUAAACUCAUUGCUCUCCAAUAAAAUUUUAAUAGAUGGUAAUUGCUUGCCACCUUCAAUGAUUAAUUAUACACAAAUCUAGUGGAAACUAAAUAGGAAGAUUAUUUUGAUUUCUUUCUGUUCUUUUAAUUUUUUAUUCUAUUUUUGUUGUUGACUCCCAUUUUAGUCAAUAUAAUAACUCAAAAUGAAUUUGAUCAAAUAAGUAUAACAUUGAAUUAAGUAUCUCUGAUGAUGUAAAUGUUUUUUGAAUUAGAUUAUGAUACAAUGCACAAAGAUUUAAAUGCAUUUAAAGAAAGCCAAAAAAGUAAUUUGACUGAAUUGAAUGAAUUGCUUUAAAUUUUUGAUGAGUUUUGCUGGCUGAUUGAAUUCUUAAAUUAAUUAAAUAAAAAGGUUCAUGAUUUAUAGAAAUUAGAACAAGGAUUACACAUUUUUGAGAAGCGAAACUCUAUUGAAUGUUUGGAGUUAAUUUUGAUGAAAUUGGUAACAGAACUCAGUAGAUAGAAGGACUAUGAGACUGCAAUCACAUACAAUAAACAACUCAUUUCUAUACUAGAACAGUAAAAGAAAGACAUUUAGCUAAUUAAAUCAGAGGAGAUCAUGAGAAUAAACUACAAAUUAUUUCAAUCUCUUAAUUAAUUAUUAGAUCUAUUAUCAAAAUUAUUAAUUAGAAAUAAGAGUCGAGACAGAAAUGCCUUUAACUAAGCAAAGACAUUAUUUUCAAAUAUCAUGGAUUUUGCAGACACCUUAGAGAUUAAGUUCACUUUACAAAUUAAGUUAUUCUUUAAAAAAUGCAAACUACUCUUCAAUCUUAGAAAAAUAAAGGAAGCUGAAUAAUGCAUUGAUUAAGCUUAGUUAAUUUUGCAACAAAAUUACACUUUAAGUAAAAAUGCUUCAUACUAAAAUAAAACUUUUAAUUAAGACAAAAAGCUAUUGUAAGUUGUUCAGUAGAAAAUCUAUUUUUAUAGAGGAUUAAUUUAUAUGUCUAGUGGUUAAUUACAACCGGCUAUCUAAUAAUUAAUGCUGGCUCUAGAUUACGGAAAUGUUUAUAAAGCAAAAUUAAGAGUCAAAACAAUUAAGAUGUUAUCAUCAAUGCUUGCAAAAUAGGAUAAAUUUAGAUCUGAUAGUUAAACCUUAAAAUAACUUCAAUACUUCUUUCAGAAUUAAAAAAGAUAGUUUGUAUUUCUAAUUGAUUCAACACAAAGAAUGGCUGAGAACUAACUAGAAGUUGUAGAAACUAUUAAAUAAAUAUUUUAAAAUAUGAAUGAUGAUGAUUUAAUAUAAGUAUCAACUUUUGAUGAAUAUACGCAUGUAUUAAUUGAAUCUUAAUCAAAAAUUAGUAUCCUAGAAACUAUGGGUAAAAAUUAUAUGGAGGAUGGAUUUUUUGAUUAUUUAAGCGGGAGAUAGACAUAAAAUUAAAGAAAAUUGUAUUAAGGAAUUUUGGAAUCUUUGAAUCAAGAUCUUCCUAGAAAGUACACUAACUAUUUAAUUGUAAUGACUUUUGGGGAAAAUUAUGCUGAACAAAAUGAUAAAUUAGUUGAAUUGUUGGAGAAAUUGAGGGAUGGAUUUUGGCAUUUUAUAUUGUGUAGUUCUCAAGAAAAGAAGUAUAUGAAUCAAAGGAACAAUUUUUAUCGUUUGACGGAUGAAGCGAGGGAUGGGACCUAUAUUGAAUUGUUUGCCAAUUUUGAAGAAGGCUUAAGUAAGAUUAUUUCACUUUGUAGUUGA